Molecule: messenger RNA, 1314 nt
Organism: Dreissena polymorpha
Lineage: Eukaryota; Metazoa; Mollusca; Bivalvia; Myida; Dreissenidae
Exons: 3
Coding region: 194-1189 (331 amino acids)
Source: RefSeq, a predicted model, not a curated record
UGAUUCUUUGAACAGACGAUCUAAGUUUUGUAAAAUAUACUUAUUUAAUUAUAGGAGAAAUAAAGCAACCAAAACAAUAACAAGAUCAGAGGAUGCUCAUGGACAAGAAUAUGACGACGCGCCAUAAUACUAUCUACUCUUUGGUUGUCCACAAACUAACUCUCUACUGAAUGGUUUAUGUAGUCUCGUGGGGAUGGCUGCCAACACCAACAUUUUCACCGAAAAGCAGACCAAUAACUGGUUCAAAGCGUACAUUGCCCUCAAUUGGACAAAAGAAGGAUUGACUGACUUUGUUGUGACGGAAUUACUUAACGUCCAAAAAACAGUUGGAAGUAGUUGUGGGCAAUGCUUUAUUCAAAACCUUAUACCGUGCCCAACUCAGGACGUGUGUAAAAAGGGGAAACGAACUAACUGUUCCUUCCACAAUUCACUGCAAUACAAGUCAUGCCAAACAUGUGAUAAAGUGAAACAAAAUAUCAAAUCGUUACACAGAUUUAAUGGGCCUUCUUGGGCAAACACUAAAGCUGAAAGAUGGGCAAUAGAUCCGUGGGAAAUUGGCAAAUGCUACCUCCCACGGGAUGGAUAUAUCAGCGUAUCGUCUGUGCAGGCAUCUGACUUUAAUGGUGUGAUUAGCAUCAUGUUGAACUGCACUCAUUUCCAGACAUGCGUCUCCACCGCAUGUCUAUCACCGCCUCCUCCUGAUAAGCAAUGCCCGCUAGAAAAGGUCCGUCAAAUAGGCAGAGAUGUACGCCACACUGCCAACUGCAAGGUUACAGAUGCUGAUCUGCAGUACUUCUUCCUGAAACUGUCCACCUUACUGGCUGAUCCGGUCUGCUUAGUGCAUGAUCCCUCAGCAACAGAAGCGCGCAGGAAACUCAGUGAUUUGCAGAAUGAUCGUAUUUCACUUGUCGAUUUGGGCAAGCUGUUAAAAGAAGCCAAUCAGAUCCUCACACAGGCAAAAGAGGCUGGAGAACGUUUUUCUGAAGAGGCUGAAAGGACUCUGAAAGAAGGUCUGGAUGCUAUAGAGGCUAAAAUUCUGGCUGGAGAACAAAGCAUUGAAAACAAGACACAGGCUGGAGAACAAAGCAUUGAAAACAAGACACAAGAAAGUAUCAACCGCAUAAAGCAAGCAGCGAAUGAAAAAGAGCUAGACGAAUACGAUCGAGGCGUAGCAGGUUUGUCUUUAUAAUAAAUUGUGGUUAUAACCUAUUUGCACACUUGAAAAACAAUUAACUACCAAGCUGACAAAUCCUUUCAACUUAUAAAGAAACUGUAUGUGUUAUGUUGAUAACAACUGUACUUCUAAGACAAAUA